Messenger RNA from Pelobates fuscus (common spadefoot toad), 2243 nucleotides. RefSeq names its product fuzzy planar cell polarity protein (gene FUZ). The coding region runs from base 80 to 1336 and encodes 418 amino acids. Gene Ontology annotation, biological process: non-motile cilium assembly; vesicle-mediated transport. The transcript has 11 exons. The record is from RefSeq and is a predicted model, not a curated record. NCBI's taxonomy places the organism in Eukaryota, Metazoa, Chordata, Amphibia, Anura, Pelobatidae.
UGGAGGGCAAGAUGGCGGCUGCCAGCUCUACUGUUGCCUAUGGUGAAGCUGGUGGUUUGUUUUGCCAGUGAGUGAAGCAAUGGAGGAAUCUCCCGUGUUCCUGCUGUGCCUGACGGCCAGUAGCGGUGUGCCCUUAUACUGCAGGAGCAAAGGCAGCAGCAGGCAGCUUACUUUUUCCGUUAUUGGAUCAUUGAAUGGCGUCCACAUGUUUGCCAAUAAUCAGAAUGUUCUCCUGACCUCAACUUGUACAGAGAACACUAAAGUGGUGUGGAGAGCCUUUCAUGACAGCAUCACAUUAAUUGUAAUGUCUUCUGAAAAGAAUGCGAGUGACUUGUCGUUACAUAAACUACUGGAAAAUGUUUUUGGGGCCAUGGUUCUAGUGAUUGGUUUGGAGGAACUAACGAAUAUUAAAAAUGUAGAGCGGUUAAAAAAAGACCUUCGGUCUUGCUACAAGCUGAUCGACAGUUUCUUAAUGGAAAAUGAGAAUAUGGGAGACCUAACGCAGAGUGUUGAUUGUGUUAUCACUAAUGAUUUGGCCAUACUGCAGGAAUGUUUAGACAGCUUCACCCAAGCAGCGGAAAGUAACUUUGGGUGUCUCAUGGCUGGGGGGAAAGUGGUGGCAGCGACAGAGAAGUGGUGGAGGUUGGCUGCACAAGAGGUGAUGCUGCUGUGCUGGUUGGUGGCUUCCUUGCCUCCUCAUUCAUCACGAGAUUAUCCUGUUUAUCUUCCUCAAGGUAGCCCUACGGUUCCUCACAGACUUCUGACUUUUCAGUUGGUUCCUGGGGUAGAUGUAUGUGUUCUUUGUGGGCCAAGUCCAACUCUGCAGAAGGUUGAAACAGAGCUGGUGGAAAGGUUCUGGAAACCUGUUUUGGAUCCCAUUAAGUCAUGUUUGAGAGUACAGAUGAGAGCUUUCCCGGCCUCCGUGCCCCUGCAUCAUGGUAUUCAGGGACUAUUACUGGUUAACCGGGAUUUCAAUAAAAGUUUAUACACUGUUCAGGCUCACCCAGUGGAAGCUAUGCAAGCACCAGAACUGAAACUUACUUUGGAACAGAGACGAUCAGCUCUGCGCACCUUUUAUACUCUUGCCAUCUCACGCUAUUUCACAUCAGAUUCCAGCGAUGGAAAAACAAAUCUUCAGUACGAGGAGACAUUUCCGAAUGGAUUUACCCACAGUGCGCAUCAGUGUUACACUGUGUCCAGCUCCCACAAGUGCUACGGAAUGAAAACAGACCUUUACUUGCUCUUCCUUCUAUUUAAUGCAGAUGUUCCGACAUUUAGCAUGCGGACUAUUGCUAACAAAACCUUACAGCUCUUUAGCAAGGACUUCCCAUUCUGACCCAUCGGUGAGCUGUUCAGGAUUUUACACUUUAACGGUCGAUAUAAAAUAAGAAUUAUUUAAUCUAAUAAUUAUGCAAAUUAUUUAAUCUAACAAUUAUGCAAACAUUCUUGCCCAUUAGAAGCUAAUGUAUCAUCUACUAGGGUGUAACUAAUAAAGGGACACAUUGUGAUUACUAUAGGGACCAAGGCCAACUUCUCUUACUGACAUUUUAUUGCCCUGCCCCCAAUCAGCUUUGCAUAAUGGCAAUGAAUUAGAUACCAGAACGAAGAAUAAACAAAACAUUUUUAAAAUCCGCAAUGUAAAGAGUGAAGCAAAAAGUAAAGGUUUAUUUUACCUUCUAGAGCAUAUCAGUUAGAAUCUGUAUACUACAGUUUAUGCCAUCUCCUUUAUACUGAGGGUGUUAUUCAAUUAGUGGAAAUGAAAAGUGAAUUUUAGGUCAAUAUAACUCAAGCUAAAAACACACACUUUAGUGGAUAAUAUUAGCAAAGUCUUAAAACACUAAAGUGAGACUAGCAGGAAAUGCUAAGUGAAUUUAAAAUUAAAAAAUUCUCCCAGUAAGCUAUGCUUUCACUUUGGAUACUUUGGCCUUUGCUUUGAAUAAAUUAAAGGGAUGCUCCAGACCCCUAAACACUUUAGCUUGCUGGAAAGCUUUAUGUGUGACGAGUGUGUCUCAUUUUUGCAAAAAGUGCAGAUUUCAAUCGAAAUUGACACUUUAAAAAAUUAACCUGGUUACACCCCCCCCCCGGCUUUUCAAGCAGACACCCAGUCCUGCUACUUCCUGGUUGGGUUAGCUCAGUGACCAAACCAGGUUACCAGGUCAAGAAGCAGCAAUUGCAUAGAGCAUAGAGCAAUUGCAUAGACUUAUCAUUGAGCUGCAUUGGGAAGUCUGUGAUUGGACAGCCAC